This is a messenger RNA of Cavenderia fasciculata, 1062 nucleotides long. RefSeq lists its product as uncharacterized. The coding region runs from base 1 to 1062 and encodes 353 amino acids. The transcript is spliced from 3 exons. The record is from RefSeq and is a predicted model, not a curated record. Lineage: Eukaryota; Evosea; Eumycetozoa; Acytosteliales; Cavenderiaceae.
AUGGUAAUCGUCCAAAUCGAUCCAAUCAACGCAAGACAUCUUGGACUUAACAAAACUGGAUCAGCAUGGUGCAAAACCUUUGAUGGUUUGAAUAGAUAUAUGCAAACUGUGUUGGGUUGGAGAUCCAUUGAGAACAAAUAUACAUAUUAUAUAACUGAUGCUUACACCAAAGUUAAUCAUAGUAAAUUGGGAAUUCCAGAGGACGGUUACCAAAGAAUGAAAAAGCAAGUAAAAGAUAUUAUUGACCUCAAACCUCGGGUCAUACUUGUCUGUGCAAAGGUAGCUAGGGAAUUAUUUAGACAAUAUAUGACGACCCAUAUCAUUGCCGACACUUCGAACCAUUUCUACAAGAUCUCUGACAUUUUGGUUGUAGAAACAAAACAUUUUUCAAGAGUGAACCAAAACCUGGCAUUAUUUCAAUCUCAAAUGGAUACAGUAAAACAAUUUCUUGAAGGAAAAAACAUGACAUUUGGUCAUGAAAAUCCUCACAAGUUCUCGGGAGAGGAAAAACAAGUAAUUGGAAAGGAAAAAAAUACCUCUAAACCCAGACCAGAGGUGUCGCAACUUAGAGAUAGACUAAAAUCAUUUACAGAUUCAAUCAAAAGGAUCCCUAAAACGGACAUUAAUGUUCCUCAUCCUUCAUAUGAAUCCCCAAAUACUUUAAUGAAUAAUAUGAAAACACUCUCAAUUAAUAAUGAUCAUAAUAAUCAUUAUAAUGGUGAUAAUUAUGAUAAUAAUAGUAUUAAUAACAAUAACAAUAAUAAUAAUAACAUUAAUAAUAAUAAUAAUAAUAAUAAUAAUAAUAAUAAUAAUCAUCAUCAUCAAGGAUAUCCAGAGGAAUAUGAAGAGAUCAAUCAACCACAACAACAACCACAACCACAACAACAACAACAACAACAACAACAACAACAACAACAACAACAACAACAACAACAACAACAACAACAACAACGAUAUGGUCGUCUUGGUGGGAAGCUCCAUCCUAUCGAUUUAAAUGGUAUUUCGCGUUGUGGGAUGAUCAAAGAUAAUACGGGUCGUGCAAGUCCAAUAAUUAAUUAUUAA